CGUCAUCAGUCAGCCUCAUCAAUUCAAUUACUCCUCAUCUCAAUCAAUUCUCACAAUGUUAAAACCGUAUCACCCAGAAUCGCAUACGCCAGAGCUUUCUCUUCGCUCCAUUUUCUUCCACCCCUUCGCUCCAAUUUUAGCGCAUCACGUCGUCGCCAAUGGCAAAUUCUCCCCUUAAAUCCGACGCUUUGUUGGAGCAGUUGAAACAGUAUCUCACCACUGAUGCCGGUAAACAGAUCAUCGAGAAGGUCGGCCAUGUUUAUCAGAUCAACAUUGCCCCCAAGAAAAUUGGAACUGAUGAGGUCAUUUAUACCAUUGAUCUCAAGAAAGGGGAGGUUACCAAAGGUCCAUAUGAAGGAGGAAAGCCAGAUGCCACCUUAUCCUUCAAGGAUGAAGAUUUUAUUAAAAUUGCCUUGGGAAAGAUGAAUCCUCAGAUAGCUUUCUUGAGGGGUGCACUGAAGGUCAAGGGGAGCAUUGGCGCAGCACAGAAAUUCACUCCUGACAUUUUCCCUAAGCCUGCAAAGUUAUGAGCGGAUUCAAGAGGGAAACUGCUGUUCUUCAAGCUGCUCCAUGUUGUCAGGGUUGGGAGAUUUAUGGGUAUUUAGAACAAAGAAAAAAAGGUUGCUUCAAUUGUCUCUAAACCAAUAAUUUCAAUGUCAAAGUAUCAUCCCUAUAUUAUUGUAGGAUAUUAUGACAUGUUGAGAACUAUAUUUCCAUUUUUAAUAAUCACAUCAUCUUCCCUUGUUCAA
Molecule: messenger RNA, 749 nt
Organism: Momordica charantia (bitter melon)
Lineage: Eukaryota; Viridiplantae; Streptophyta; Magnoliopsida; Cucurbitales; Cucurbitaceae
Gene: SCP2
Product: sterol carrier protein 2
Cellular component (GO): cytosol
Source: RefSeq, a predicted model, not a curated record